AUGAAGAUCUCCGAGCUUUCGCCGGACUCUCGUCGGGGAGGAUCCCGAUCUCCUUCGGAUCCGGCGGCAUCGCCGCCUAUUGAAGAGCUCGAGGCCGCCAUUAGCGCUGCGGAGUUUCUCUCCCCUUUCGAUCCCUCUGCAUCCGCUCUUGCUGCCCGCCUCCGUGCCGCCAUUUCCCGCCUCGCCUCCAACCCUUCUCCUCUCCCUGAUCCCAUUCGAUUCCAUCUUUGGAAGCUCAGCUACCGCCUCUGGAACGCCUGCGUUGACCUCUCCAACGCCUCCCGCGCCACCACCCCAUCCCCGUGCCUUGCUGAUCUCCGACUCGCCGCUGCCGAUAUACUUCUCCUUGCCGGCGCGCCUCCUGGUGUUCCUUCACCUGAGAUCAAGUCUGCUUCCUUCUUCCUCAAGACCGGCCUCUCCUAUCAUGAUCUCCGCCGACUCGAUCUCGCAGCUAAGUGCUUCGAGCGCGCUACGGAUCUCAUCUCCACCGUUCCAAUCCAUGGUGAAGAGGAGAGAAAUCUCCUCCUUGAGGUUAACCUCGCUAGGUCCAGAACAGCUUGGGAGGAUUCAGAUCGGAAUCUCGCGAUCGCGUUGCUGAAUAGGUCAAAAAACCUUGUAGCCACGUCGCCGGCAGCGUUCAAAGCCCUAGCUGAGCAAUACCUCCAGUGCGCAAAGCUCGACCUCUCCAAUCGAUCUCAAGAGGGCGUUGGUCCGAUUUCCGAUGCCUCGAAGCUAUUAAGCGAGGCGCUGGAUCUAUGCGAGAAGGGAAUUUUGGAAGCAAAGGGGAAGGCAAGCGGGGACAAGCUAGCCCUAGAAGGUUUGAGGGAGAGGUGCUUGAAGUUCAUCGCUGCGGAGAGGCUUGGGGCGGGGGACUACGAGGGAGUGCUGCGGUGCGUUAGGGUUUUGCGCGGCGGAAACACUAACCCUAGCGCUGGAGAGCAUGCGAGCGUGGGGUACGUGGCGAUGAGGGCAUGGCUGGGGAUGGGGAGGGUAGAAGAGGCGGAGAAUGAGCUAAGGGCGAUGAUGGAGACGAUGGGGGUUGCGACGGAGGGGGUGGUUCUGGCGGCAGCGGAGCUCUUUGUUGGGGUGGCGGGGGCGGAGGAGGGGAAAAGGGUGGUGGAGGGACUGGUAGGAAGGUGCCAGACUGGGGCGGCAACGGCGCUGAGAUUGGUGAGGAGGGUGGCGGAGGGUGGGAAUGGAACGGCGGCGGCUGCCACUAGGGUUAGCGUGGUGGCAGAGUUGGCCGGCGACGAUAAGGUGGUGGCGGCGUUUGAAGUUCCGGCGGCGGCCAAGGAGCGUGCGGCGAUGCACGCGUUGCUGUGGAACUUUGGAGCUGAUCAUUUUCGUUUGAAGGAUUAUCAUACUAGUGCAGAGAUGUUUGAGAAAUCAAUGCUUUAUGUACCUAAUGAUGAGGAGAACAGACCAAGACGUUCAAACUGCUUCAGAGUGCUCAGCCUUUGCCACCUUGGUCUAGCUCAACUGGACCGAGCUCAGGAAUUCAUUGACGAAGCUGAGAAGCUUGAACCCAACAUCAAGUGUGCUUUCCUUAAGUUUAAGAUAUAUCUGCAAAAGAAGGAUGAGAAGCAGGCCAUCAACCAGAUGCAAACCAUGGUUAGCUGUAGUGACUUCAACCCUGAAUUCCUCACCCUUUCAACACAUGAAGCCAUUGCUUGCCAAUCUUUUCCUGUAGCAGUUUCAUCAUUGGCCCUUCUCCUGAACCUCUACUCACCAGGGAAGCCAAUGCCAAUGUCAGAAGUUGCGGCUCUCCGUAAUCUCAUCACCCUCCUCCAUCGAAGCUCUGACACUGACCAUGAGAUCCUCAAAUACACAAAGCAUGCUAGAAUGCGAAUGGCUGAGCUUGGUGCUGAUAACUUCUUCGGGAAAGGAGCAGUCAGGAGCCGAGAACUGAAUUGGUUUGCGGGGACUUCGUGGAAUAUGGGGCUGAAGACUGGAAAGGAUAAGAGGUUUGAUUUCUGUGCGGAGUUUUUGGAAUUGGCCGCAGAAUUCUACAGCACAAGCAUUGACGGAAAUGAAGGAAACCCUGCUAUGCUAUGGAAGUCAUUAAUUCUAAGUGUCAGUGCUAUGAUCAGUGUAGAGGAGCAACUGAAGGUUACUCUACCAAGUUCCGACAUCAAGAAGGCUAUAGAAAUGCUCAACAGAGCUGGCAAGAUACUUUCCACACUGCCACCAUCCAUAGAUCAGACAGGUGAGGAGUCAACCCUCAUCUUCCUCCACACUUUCAACACAUACCAACUCCUCAACAGGCUUGAUGUAAAUGACAUCCGAAGCCAGCAACUCCAGCUGAUCAAAAACUUUGCUUCCUUGAAAGCAUGCACACCAGAGCAUCUCCUUCAUCUUGGUCUCGCAGCCUCUCAAGGCACACUGCCCAACCUAGAUGCAGCUGAGUUUUCUCUCAAUGCCUGCCUAUCUGCAGCACUUGCUUUACCGUCACCAGACUACAGGAUAAUCAGCAUUGCGAUACGGAAACUAGCUGGUCUGGGUCAAGUGCAUGGCAGUGAUGCUGCUUAUAGCAUAUAUAAGCAGGCCUAUCAGAUAAUAGUUGGUCUCAAGGAGGGAGAAUACCCGGUCGAGGAGGGCAAAUGGCUGGCAAUGACUGCGUGGAACAAGUCAGGAAUGGCAGUCAGGCUUCGACAAGUAGACACGGCGAGGAGGUGGAUGAAGAUGGGGCUGGAUCUUUCCAGGCACCUUCCAGGCAUGAACAUAUAUACAAGAGAAAUGGAACAGUGCUUUGAGAACUUUGAGAAACUUUGUGGCAGCACCAAUAGUUUUACAUCUGAAGCAGAAGAGACUGGCACUAAAUCCAUCAGCUAAUUUUACGGUAAAUCAUGUGUUUGUAUAGCUUAUGUUGAUAAAGAAUCAAGACAUUGGAU
This is a messenger RNA of Dioscorea cayenensis subsp. rotundata (Guinea yam), 2891 nucleotides long. RefSeq names its product TPR repeat-containing protein ZIP4. Gene Ontology annotation, molecular function: protein binding. Bases 1 to 2832 code for a protein of 943 amino acids. Lineage: Eukaryota; Viridiplantae; Streptophyta; Magnoliopsida; Dioscoreales; Dioscoreaceae. Gene Ontology annotation, biological process: regulation of synaptonemal complex assembly; meiotic cell cycle. The record is from RefSeq and is a predicted model, not a curated record. The transcript has 5 exons.